This is a messenger RNA of Punica granatum (pomegranate), 3540 nucleotides long. The record is from RefSeq and is a predicted model, not a curated record. NCBI's taxonomy places the organism in Eukaryota, Viridiplantae, Streptophyta, Magnoliopsida, Myrtales, Lythraceae.
CCAUCCUCACUCCUCAUGACAUAUCAUAAUAUCAUAUAUUACAAUAUAAAUUUCUCUUUCCUGCUCUGCUCCUCCCUCCCCCAUCGUUUAAGACAGAAGACGGCUUCUUCCUUCCGCCUCCUUCUGUGUCCACCCACCCAAGUGGGCGAUCUGAUAACUGCACCUCGCUCAUUCCAUUUCCAGACGGCAAGCAUGGCAGGAAGCGCUGCAUGGCUGAAAGGAAGAGUAAAAGCUGUUCCAUCGGGAGAUUGCAUGGUGAUAACUGCUCUGACCUACAGCAAUGCAGGGCCCCCUCCCGAGAAAACCAUCACUCUGUCCUCUAUAAUUGCUCCUAGACAGGCCCGCAGAGGUGGAAUUGAUGAGCCAUUCGCAUGGGACAGCCGCGAGUACCUGAGGAAGCUUUGCAUAGGAAAGGAAGUCACUUUCAAAGUGGACUACACUGUUCCCUCCAUUGGUCGGGAAUUUGGAUCGGUUUUUCUUGGUGACAAGAAUGUAGCCAUGCUGGUUGUAUCUGAAGGAUGGGCAAAGGUUAGGGAACAGGGUCAGCAGAAAGGAGAGGCAAGUCCCUUCCUUCCAGAGUUGCUACGACUUGAAGAACAAGCCAAGCAACAAGGUCUUGGUCGUUGGAGCAAGGCACCUGGUGCUGCUCAGGCUUCCAUUAGAAGUCUCCCUCCGUCUGCUAUUGGUGAUCCUAGUAAUCUUGAUGCCAUGGGUCUGUUAUCCGCAAACAAGGGGAGACCUAUGCAAGGCAUUGUCGAGCAAGCUCGUGAUGGCAGUACUGUCCGGGUGUACUUGCUUCCAGAUUUUCAGUUUGUCCAAGUUUUUGUUGCUGGAAUUCAGGCACCAUCAAUGGGUAGAAGGGCGCCGGCAGAAUCUAUCAAUGAAGCAGAAACUAUAUCUGUUGAACCAAAUGGAGCAACUCCUUCAAAUGAGCCACGCGCUGCUUUAACAUCUGCACAGAGGCUUGCAGUUUCAGCAGCCACAUCCAAUGAAGUUGCUCCUGAUCCAUUCGCUUUGGAAGCAAAGCACUUCACUGAGAUGCGUGUUUUGAAUAGAGAUGUGCGAAUCGUAUUGGAAGGUGUUGACAAGUUCAGCAAUCUGAUUGGAUCAGUAUACUAUCCUGAUGGGGAUACGGCGAAGGAUCUUGCACCAGAGCUUGUGGAAAAUGGUUUGGCCAAAUUUGUGGAAUGGAGUGCCAACAUGAUGGAAGAAGAGGCAAAGAGACGGCUGAAAGCUGCUGAACUUCAAGCUAAGAAAAGCCGACUAAGGAUUUGGACAAACUAUGUACCUCCAGCCUCAAAUUCUAAGGCGAUUCACAACCAGAACUUUACUGGGAAGGUAGUGGAAGUUGUGAGUGGGGACUGUGUUGUCGUGGCUGAUGACUCCAUCCCAUAUGGCAGUCCACUGGCAGAGCGACGAGUCAAUCUGUCAAGUAUCAGGUGCCCCAAAAUGGGUAAUCCUCGUAGGGAUGAAAAGCCGGCACCCUUUGCUCGGGAAGCCAAGGAGUUACUAAGGACACGCCUCAUAGGCCGACAAGUGAAAGUGGAGAUGGAGUAUUCCAGGAAGGUCCCCAUUGCCGAUGGAGCUCCCUCUACAAAUGGGUCUGGAGAUGCAAGAGUGAUGGAUUUCGGUUCAGUCUUUCUGGUUUCCCCCAUCAAAGGUGAGGGUGAUGAUGCUCCCUCCGCAACUCCAUCAACAGCGGAUGGGCAUCCUGCAGGGUCUAAUGUGGCAGAAUUAGUGGUUGGACGGGGCUUCGCUACUGUUAUUAGGCAUCGUGACUUUGAGGAGAGGUCGAAUUAUUAUGACGCCCUACUAGCUGCUGAAUCCCGCGCUGUUGCUGGUAGAAAAGGAAUUCAUUCUGCCAAGGACCCCCCGGUCAUGCAUAUAACUGACCUUGUUACGGCAUCAUCGAAGAAAGCAAGGGAUUUUCUGCCAUUUUUACAGCGGAGCAAGCGGACUCCGGCCAUUGUGGAAUACGUGUUUAGUGGCCAUCGUUUUAAGCUCCUGAUACCUAAGGAGACAUGCAGCAUUGCUUUUUCAUUCUCGGGCGUUAGAUGCCCUGGUCGAGAUGAGCCUUAUUCCGAAGAAGCAAUUGCUUUGAUGAGACGAAAAAUAUUGCAGAGAGAUGUUGAGAUUGAAGUGGAAACUGUUGAUAGAACGGGAACUUUCUUAGGAUCACUGUGGGAAUCAAGAACCAAUGUGGCGAUAACUCUUCUCGAGGCCGGUCUCGCUAAGCUUCAAACUUCUUUUGGUUCUGAUAGGAUACCUGAUGCACAUCUUCUGGAGCGUGCCGAGCAGUCCGCCAAGAAGCAGAAACUGAAGAUAUGGGAGGAUUAUGUAGAAGGACAGGAGGCAUCUAAUGGUUCAGUUGUGGAGAGCAAACAUAAAGAAGUGAUGAAGGUGGUGGUAACCGAGGUUCUAGGUGGUGGUAAGUUUUAUGUUCAGGCCGUUGGAGACCAGAAAGUGGCCUCCAUUCAGCAUCAGCUUGCUUCCUUGAAUUUCCAGGAAGCUCCUGUUAUUGGUACCUUUAAUCCAAAGAAGGGUGAUAUUGUUCUUGCUCAGUUCAGUGCAGACAAUUCCUGGAACAGAGCCAUGAUUGUCAACGCACCUCGAGGAGCUGUUGGAUCUGCACAAGACAAGUUUGAGGUGUUCUACAUUGACUAUGGGAAUCAGGAAACCGUUGCUUACUCACAGUUGCGACCUCUCGAUCCAUCAGUAUCGUCUGGACCUGCUCUUGCUCAGUUGUGCAACCUCGCGUAUGUGAAGGUGCCAAGCUUGGAAGAGGACUUUGGCCAAGAGGCAGCAGAGUAUCUGAGCGAGCACACACUGAAUAGUUCAAAGGAAUUUGUAGCAACAGUUGAGGAGAGGGAUAGCUCUGGGGGGAAGUCAAAGGGCCAGGGAACUGGGAUGGUAUCUAUAGUGACCCUUAAAGCUUCAGAUUCCGAAGAAAGCAUAAAUGCAGCGAUGCUGGAGGUAGGACUUGCCAGGUUGGAGAGGAGGAAGCGGUGGGAGUCCAAGGAUAGACAAGCAGCCUUUGAAAACUUGGAGGUGUACCAAGAGAAAGCUCGGACUAAGAGGCUGGGAAUGUGGGAGUACGGUGACAUCCAGUCGGAUGACGAGGACAUGGGUCCGCCUGUUAGAAAAACCAGUGGAGGCCGGCGAUAGAGGCUGCAGAGGUUGGGGGGUUUCCUCCUCCUCCUCUAUGGAGAGCUAUUAAAUUAUUAUAAUAACAAAAGGAAAAAAUAAAAAGGAACUUCGGGUUUUCUUCUUCUUAAUUAUCUUUUAAGAGUGGUGGACUAGGAAAGGGGUAAAAAACCUUAGAGUGACAUGUUUUUUUUCUUUAGAAGCAAUAAUAAGUGCUUCUGGCAGAGAUGGUCGCAUGUCAACUCUUUUCGAUUCGCCUGACCCUUUCUUUCCCUUCUUUUUUUUUUUUCUCUUUUUUGGUAACAUUUUUAAAUUGACUAUAGGCGUGGAACUAUUUCUUUUACUGCGGGAACAUUUAUUAAAAAAGCUUCGUCUAAAUAAGCUUUGUCUGUCAAA